CUCCCGUGCUGACGCCUGCGCAGAUCGCGUAGAGCUGGAAUUAGGCUAACAGCUGCCCCUCGGGAGGCCGCGGAAGCUCCGGGUGUCGGACCGAGUGUGGGAGUCGGGCAUCACCGCCUUCUGACGGCAAGCUAAAUCACAACUUGGGAGCACUUCGCGGCGCACAAUGGCUGAGAACGACGUGGACAAUGAGCUCUUGGAUUACGAAGAUGACGAGGUGGAGAACCAGGCAGCCGGCGAUGCCUCGGAGGCGCCCCUGAAGAAGGACGUGAAGGGCUCUUACGUGUCCAUACACAGCUCGGGUUUCCGAGACUUCCUGCUGAAACCAGAGCUGUUGCGUGCAAUUGUUGAUUGCGGUUUUGAGCACCCCUCUGAAGUGCAACACGAGUGUAUUCCUCAAGCGAUUUUGGGCAUGGAUGUGUUGUGCCAGGCCAAGUCUGGUAUGGGAAAGACAGCAGUGUUCGUCUUGGCCACUCUACAGCAGCUCGAACCUGUCACAGGACAAAUUUCAGUCCUGGUGAUGUGUCACACUCGAGAACUGGCUUUCCAAAUCAGCAAGGAGUAUGAGCGCUUCUCAAAGUACAUGCCAAGCGUGAAGGUUGCCGUGUUUUUCGGUGGGCUCUCCAUUAAGAAGGACGAGGAGCUGCUGAAGAAGAACUGCCCGCACAUAGUGGUGGGCACCCCGGGCAGGAUCCUGGCACUGGCUCGCAACAAGUCCCUGAACCUCAAGCACAUCAAGCAUUUCAUCCUGGACGAGUGCGACAAGAUGCUGGAGCAACUCGACAUGCGUCGAGAUGUCCAGGAAAUCUUUCGCAUGACCCCUCAUGAAAAGCAGGUCAUGAUGUUCAGUGCCACCUUAAGCAAGGAGAUUCGUCCAGUUUGCCGCAAGUUCAUGCAAGAUCCAAUGGAGAUCUUUGUGGACGAUGAGACGAAGCUCACUCUGCACGGCCUGCAGCAGUACUACGUGAAGCUGAAGGACAAUGAGAAGAACCGGAAGCUCUUUGACCUGCUGGAUGUGCUGGAAUUCAACCAGGUGGUGAUCUUUGUGAAAUCGGUGCAGCGCUGCAUUGCUCUGGCGCAGCUCUUGGUGGAGCAGAACUUUCCCGCCAUAGCCAUCCACAGAGGCAUGCCGCAGGAGGAGAGGCUGUCCCGAUACCAACAAUUCAAGGAUUUCCAGCGGCGGAUACUGGUCGCCACCAAUCUGUUUGGCCGGGGUAUGGAUAUCGAGCGGGUGAACAUCGUGUUCAACUACGACAUGCCGGAAGACUCAGACACCUACUUGCACAGGGUGGCGAGAGCUGGUCGGUUUGGGACCAAGGGGCUGGCCAUCACCUUUGUGUCAGAUGAGAAUGACGCCAAGAUCCUGAACGAUGUGCAGGACCGGUUCGAGGUGAACAUCAGUGAGCUGCCCGAUGAGAUCGAUAUCUCCUCAUACAUUGAGCAGAGCAGAUAGAUGUGAGACCACACAUCCCGCUUUUAUCACCAUGGGUUGAAGAUCGCCAAGUCUGACACUGCGGACCACACCAUUUUACAUUGAUGUGCGUUCACCAGCAUUGACAAUGGAAAUGGCUGAAUGUAAAUACCAUGUGUUUAGCUGCACUUGACAAGUGACAUAAUUCCGUAUAGUUUCAUAGACUAUUUUUAGAAUUAUUUUCCCACCUUCCUUUAUUUGUGGUGAACUGUGUUUGCAUGGAGAUUUUGAGUGGCAUAUACACUACAUUAUCCCCACCUGGCGCCGGGUAUUUGAGUAGAAAAUGUGUUCCAGUGAUAACAAUUAAAGAGAAAAAAAUCCUUGGUACCAGGAGCUUGUGUUGUUCAUCAUCUCUCUUACCCCUCCAUGCCCUCUCCUGAAGGCUUUUGCUGAGGUUUCCACUGGAUGACCACUCUCUGCGCAAGGACUGAGAAGCCAGUCAGGUUUUGCAGACAGCUCCAGACCUUCGUUCCCAUCCUCGUGAGGGACAAGUCCCAACGCCCUGGCCAGUGUUUUUAUAAAUGCUCCCAUUUCAUACCUAGCCUUACUUGAGGCCAGAUGGACCCAGUAACAGCCAAGACCAAACAACAAGGUGAUGCUAAGUCAAUUUGACUCUGAAAAGAUUGAACGCAGUGCCUAUUUAUGAUCCCUGCAUGAUUUUUGCACUUGGAGAGCGGAGGAGAGGCGUUACCUGUAAACUCUGGAGCAGCAAAGACAGGUAUGAGUCGCCGGACCUAAUUCAGACACCGCCAUGGUAAAUUAUCGUCUGUUAUGUGUUCGAGAGAUUCCCAAGGCAUCAGAAACACAAUCUUGUUUAGAUAUUUAAUAAGAUCCUGGUUAGUAGUCUGAUCUUGGUCUCAAGAUUACCCUCAGCUCCCUCAUAAUACAAAGAUCCACCUCCAUUUCGAUUGGAUUCAAUGGCUCCACCUCUCGAGUUGAGAAUUCCACAAACCCGUAAAAAGGAACUCCACAGUGCCGCAGUGUGUAGAGACUGAUGUUCAGUCCUGACUUGAACGCUGUGGGUGUGAUGGUUACACAUUCUCCUUGUGACAGCAGGUACUCCAGUUUACUCCCACAUCCCAAUGAUGUGCAGAUAAGUUGACUGGUGUAAAUUGCCCCUAGUGUUGUGGGUGAGGGAUGGAUUCUGAGGGUAGCUGAUAGGGAGUGUGGGGGAGAGUAAAAAUGUAGGAUUAAUGUUAACAGAUGAUAAUUGGCGUGGGCUGAAAGACCUGUUUGCCAGUUGUAUGUCUCUAGGACUCUGAGCAAUUCUGGCACUUUGGGAAGGAGAAGAUGGCCUUUGACAA
Messenger RNA from Mobula hypostoma (lesser devil ray), 2775 nucleotides. It is a transcript of the gene ddx39b, whose product is annotated as DEAD (Asp-Glu-Ala-Asp) box polypeptide 39B. Gene Ontology annotation, molecular function: RNA helicase activity; RNA binding; ATP binding. The transcript is spliced from 11 exons. The coding region runs from base 167 to 1453 and encodes 428 amino acids. Lineage: Eukaryota; Metazoa; Chordata; Chondrichthyes; Myliobatiformes; Myliobatidae. The record is from RefSeq and is a predicted model, not a curated record. Gene Ontology annotation, biological process: mRNA splicing, via spliceosome; mRNA export from nucleus.